This is a messenger RNA of Archocentrus centrarchus (flier cichlid), 3444 nucleotides long. RefSeq names its product ajuba LIM protein (gene ajuba). NCBI's taxonomy places the organism in Eukaryota, Metazoa, Chordata, Actinopteri, Cichliformes, Cichlidae. The coding region runs from base 804 to 3056 and encodes 750 amino acids. The transcript is spliced from 9 exons. Gene Ontology annotation, molecular function: transcription corepressor activity. The record is from RefSeq and is a predicted model, not a curated record. Gene Ontology annotation, biological process: regulation of DNA-templated transcription; cytoskeleton organization; negative regulation of hippo signaling. Gene Ontology annotation, cellular component: transcription regulator complex; adherens junction; nucleus.
AUUUAGGGGGAAGAAAGAAAGAAACAAAGUUGUCGACUGUGCAGUGCUCACGGGGAGGGAUUUUUAUUUAUCCCGAGCGGCUCUUUUAGUCCAGCACCGGCCUGCUGAGGGGGGGGGGAUGUAAGUGCAACGACGCGCCGGUUUCCCCCGAGUUGCUCCUCUCUUCCCGAACUUCUCCGCUACUAUCCCACCGUGUCCCAAGCAGGAUUUCUCCUUUGAAAACGGGAAUGAUAAAAGGAGCCGAGCACAGGCGGAUGGACGGAGGAGCGUAAAGCCACCGCCGUGUGUGCUGGGUUAAAGCUAAAUCACGCUUCUUUUUUUUUUUUUUUUUUAAUUUUUAAAUCUUUAUUUCUUCUCGAGCACCAUUCCUCCUGAGAUGAAUGGCAGAAGUCGGGUGAGUCGACUAUCUGCGAGCAAGCGGAUUUCUUCUUUCCUCGUCUACACUGGACCCACAUGAAGAGGUGAUAGCCUGCAUCCUGCUGAACCGCUCCGCUUUGUGUUUCUGUAAGAGAAAAUUCAAACGUCGAGACGCACCAGACUCCUCAGCGGAGGAGAUCCGCGACAGCAGCCCGACUUUGCUGAAGUAGAUUUAAGACUUUUAACUUUUAUCAGAGACCAUGCAGCUGUGGAGCCACAUGAGGGUCCACAAAGGAGGCCCUCUGCGAUCGUAGGUCCGCACAGAAGUCUCCUGGAUGGUUUGUUUCUCCCGUUUCCUUUCUGGAUUACUUGAACUGGUAAUAAUUGUUGUAUAAUCCCAUGGAUUCUGCCUCACCACAGCCUACCUGUACCUGUGGAUUUUCCGCAUGAGGGCAACCAGGCAGGUGAUAGCACAAGAAGGCUUCAUCAUGGACAGGCCGAUAAGCAAGUUGCUGGGGAAGCUGAAGCUAACGGACUCGGGCAGUGUGAAAUUCAACGUCUCGAAGAAAAAACACGACUCUGCCAGCAACUCUAAUAACAGCAACGCCAACGCUGGCAUCCCAGCAGGCAGCAGCGGAGGGGGCAGCAGUCUGCCACUAGCUCCUAGCUCUGCAGCUGCUUCGCCCGCAAGACCCGGCCAGUUCUCGCUUGCCUCUGCAACCACAAGUGAUACAUGUGUGCCAGCGAGUGGGAGAGGAGGAGGAGGAGGAGGUACAGCAGCAGCAGGAGGAGGAGGAGGGAUGGGAAUGACUUCCUCUCAGCUCCUCACCACACCAUCUACUUCCUCCACCGUUGGCACCAUCCCCCCAGAUGGUGAGCAACCACUUCACCCUUCCACUUUAGCACCGCUGAGGCGCCCCACGUCCCAGCAGCGAGUUUCCUGCUACCUGGGUGAAGGCGUGGAUUCCCACCUCAGGCGCGAGUCCGGCCUGGGUCCUGAGUGUGACCCUCUGGGAGCGUUCGGCUCCAAGGCGUCCCUUAAUCAACGGCGAUACUCCCUGGAGAUUCAGCAGCUGGUCCAACGACAGCAGCUCCUCUCCCAGCCACCUCCCCUCUCCGUCCCGCCGCCAUACCCUGCUGCCACAGGAUAUGGGUCAGCACCCAGAGCCAGUGGAGGCGGCCUGGCUGAGCCCGGCUACCUCUCUGAGCCUGAGAGGCACAAACGCUUCUCUCUCCAGGAGACUCUGUUCUACAAACGCCUGAGCACAGGCAGUGAGCUGUGGGAGAGCACCAGGCCUGCAUCCCUCUCUCAUCCGCCGCAUCGCCCAUCUGAUAUGAGCGGAGGAGGUGUAGGAGGAGGAGGUGGAGGUCUCUUUUACCCCCCAGGACCAACCCUGAGCCCAUGCUCAUCUUUCAGCUUCCAGGAGUCCGUGCUGGUCAGCCCCAGGUCCAGCUUCGCCUCCAGCACGGCCAGCGGAGGAGGAGGAGGGAGCCCCAUGGGGAGCCGCUGCAGCAGCAACCGGACCAGUGGCAUCAGCCUGGGCUAUGACUUGCGCUACUCUGCAUCUGGAGGCCUCCCUACUCAGCAGCAGUCACCGUCUGUGCAGACUGGAGGCUCUGCAACUGGGUAUGGGGUCCCGGGACGGGCUGGGGUAACCCCUACAGAGACCUGGACUCAGUACCUGGAUGGAGGGAUGCGUUCAGGCGCAUAUGAUAGCCGUCACUCCUACCCACCUGCGGUCGGAAGUCCAGCAGCAACAUGCUACCAGGCAGGUCCAGAGUGGUGGGAAGAGCAGCCAGCAGGUGUGCAAGGCAAAGAGGCAGGCACGAUGGGAGAGAGGGCGCGAUACUCAGACCUGCCCGGCACCCGAUACCAAGAAGAGCUGACCCGACUUCUGCUGAGAGAUGCUGUGUUGGAGGGUGACGGGCUGCUGGAGGGUCUGAUGCUGAAGGAGCACUCUCUAGGCCUGAUGGCUCACUCUAAACCAGGCGUCACGCAACCUGGAGGGUCGGGCAAACCUCAGGAGGACCCAGGAGCCGGGGCUGGAAGAGAGGCAACAGAAAACCGACAGGAGUUCUUUGGAACCUGCGUGAAGUGUGGGAAAGGAGUGUACGGGGCGGAUAACGCCUGCCAGGCUCUGGAAAACCUCUAUCACACUCGCUGCUUCAUCUGUGUGUCUUGCGGACGCACCCUGAGAAACAAGGACUUCUACAAUGUCAACGGCUCUGUGUACUGUAAAGAGGAUUAUAUGUUUUCAGGAUUCCAGGCGGCUGCGGAGAAGUGUAGCGUGUGUGGCCACCUCAUUCUGGAACAGAUCCUGCAGGCUCUUGGGAACUCGUAUCAUCCGGGAUGUUUCCGCUGUGUGGUGUGCUCCAAGGCUCUGGAUGGGGUGCCGUUCACCGUCGACCAACAUAGCAAAAUUUACUGCGUUGCAGACUACAACAAGACCUUUGCUCCGAAGUGCGCCGCCUGUUUACAGCCCAUCUUGCCUACUGAGGGCAGCGAAGAGAUCCUCAGGGUCGUGUCUAUGAACAAGGACUACCACUUUGAGUGCUACCACUGCGAGGAGUGUGGCAAGCAGCUCUCAGAUAAGCCCGGCUCGCAGUGCUUCCCUCUGGACUCCCACCUCCUUUGCCACUCAUGCCACAUGAACAGAGUGUGCACCACACAUAACAUUCCCCCUCCAAACACACACUGAUCAUCCUCUAUGCAGCUGUAGAUUAAUUUUUAUGUUAAAGCUGGUCUUAAAAUGCUGUCAUUUUCUCAUGCUCUUUCUUCACAACAAACCUGCUGAUAUUAAGAUAUGUUCACACUUCAUCUUUAUUUGUCUUUGGAUUGAAUUGCCACAUGUACUGCCUGCUGUACUUCUUUUGUACUAUUACUGUACAACAGUUAAAAGGGAAAAGGAUAACUACUGCUUUUUUUUUGUUUGUUUUUUUUACCCUAUGUGGCCGUUUGCUGUAGAGAAACGAGGGAUUUUUUUUUUGUACAUACAUUAUUGCUAUCAGUUUUGCACUUAAAUUUGACUUUACUGUAAGAUUUGUUAAGUGAAUCGUACAAGUUGGGGAAAACAUUACUGUAAUAAC